UGAGCACUCCCCCCUGCCCUCCCCUCCUCCUCCUCCUCCUCUCAGAGCUAGGCAGUUUCUAUAGCGAUUGCUGCUCGCACACAAAGACAUCAGCACAGGCAGAAGCAAGACACAAAUCUGGGUUUCCAGCACAGGCAUCAACGAGAGCCAAGCAGCCAGCGGGUUAUCCUGGGAUUGAGGACUCGACCAAGCAGGGACAAGAACCAGAAGACAUGGCCCAAUGGAGAACUGCCGUCUUCAUCCUGGUGUCUGUGAUCGCCAUGGCGACCGCUUUCACCCCCGGCUGCAAGAUCCGAAUCACCGCCAAGGGCCUUGAGCUGCUGAAGCAGGAGAGUUUGAAGUUUGUAGAGGAGGAGCUGGAGAACAUCACCAUUCCAGACCUGUCUGGGAAGGAGGGUCGCUUCCAAUACACCAUCAACAAUGUGAGGAUCACUGAGCUGAACCUGACCUCUUCAGACCUGCGCUUCCAGCCUGAUUUCGGUCUGGUCUUCGAGGUGCACAACUCCUCCAUCAGCCUCAACUUCAUGCGCCGCAUCUUCUACUGGUUCUUUACUGACGCGGGUUCGAUCAAUGCCUCAGCGGAGGGAGUCAACAUCCACACGGCUGUCAGGCUGUCCAAGGAUUCCCUGGGGCGCCUCAAAAUAUCCAACAUCUCCUGCGACGCAGCCGUCGGCAAAAUGCGUGCCGAGUUCAGCGGCACCCUGAGGAGGGUGUAUGACCUCCUGGCCACCUUCAUCACCACAGGGAUGCGCUUCCUCCUCAACCAGCAGAUCUGCCCCGUCCUAAACAAUGCUGGUUUGGUGCUGUUGAAUUCCGUGCUGGACACAGUGCCUGUUCGGACGAAGGUGGAUAAAUACGUGGGGAUCGAUUACUCCCUCCUCAGUGACCCCGUGGUGACCUCUGAGAACCUUGACAUGGACUUCAGGGGCAUGUUCUUCGAGCUCCAGAACGAGAACGACACGCUAGUGAACUACGCCGUGGAGCCGGUGAUCCGGGAGUACGACCGCAUGGUGUACCUGUCCCUCUCCGAGUACUUCUUCGACAGCGGCAUGCUCUCCUACUUCAAGGCCGGGGUCCUGAACAUCCGCAUCUCACACGACAAGAUGCCCAAAGACUUGGAGAUGUUGCUGAGGACCUCCUACUUUGGAACAAUCAUGUUGCUGAACCCCUCCAUUGCCGAGGCCCCCAUGUCCCUGGAGCUGGAGGUCACCACGGCGCCCCGAUGCGUCAUCAAGCCCUCGGGGACGAGUGUGUCGGUCACGGCCGUGGUCAGCAUCCUGCUGCUCCCUCCGGGCCAGGAGCCCGUCCAGCUCUCCAGCAUGACCAUGGAGUGCAAGAUGAGCGCCAAAGUGUCUAUGAAGGGCAAGAAGCUGGCGCUCCACAUGGACCUGCGCAGAUUUAAGAUCUUCUCCAAUCAGUCUGCCCUGGAAUCAUUGGCGUUGAUCCCUCUGCAGACCCCACUAAAGACUCUGUUACAGCUGGCUGUCAUGCCUAUUAUUAACGACCGGACAAAGAAAGGGGUACAGAUCCCUCUGCCAGAGGGAAUGGACUUUACUGAAGAAGUGGUGGAAAACCACAUGGGUUUCAUAACCAUUGGAGCUAACCUGCACUUCAGCAAAGGUCUGCGGGAGGUGAUUGAGAGGAACCGUGCCGAGCCCAAAAGCCUGACGAACUGAGCGGGCAGCCGGUGCCCCGCUCCACUCCCUACAAACAACAGGAGCUUUUUUGGUUUGUUUCUGUCUACAGAGCUGUUUACAUGAACAUUAUUCGCUUCAUGCUUAGAAAACAUAAAACAAAACAUGGUACCGUAACAACAAACGCCCGCUUAUUAGCAGAAAUUCUUUUUAAAGAGGCUUCACGAAAUGCUACUAGGCAGCGGAGUCUGCAGGGGCACCACAUUCCUUUUUAAACACUGGCGGUAAUUAAUACAAGAAGGAGAAAUCUGGAAUCCCCGGGGAAGGCUUUGGGUGGCGAGUGCAGAUGUGAAAAUAAUCACAGAAUGAACUCCCAGGUUCAUGCAACAAGAAGCUGUGCUGCUCUGUGGUACAAGGAGUCCAGACCUGAAGAAUCUGUGCACUGCACACCUAGACAAGGGCUCUCCACCAGAACAUCAUCUCUGUGCUUCCAAAUCCAGAGAAAAUUAGAACAGAGGCACCUCUGACCUGCUCGUACCCCGGAGCUUUCUCUGCUGUGACAGCGCAUCUAGUCCCUUCCCUGUCUCCUGCACUAGCUGUGCUCUAUUCAGAAGUACCCCUGACAUGCACAAAUACUGUUGUUUUUAUAUCCCUGCAAUCAGCCUUGUUAAUGAUUUUAGCUGAUGAUGUUGUGUGCUAAUUCAUAUAGCUGCAUGUUUUAAAAUGUAUUCAGAAAAGUGUUUCUUUAUUAACUGCUGCUCAGCCCAUCACAGUAACCCAGGAAGAGAGUGAGACAGAGAGAGAGAGAGAGAGAGAGAGAGAGAGAGAGAGGUUCAAUUGACAUUCCAUCAUUUUCCCUUUACUAAAACCAAGUUGAAAACAAAAUAAAAUAUCAAAUAAAAUGUAUUCAAGUUUA
Molecule: messenger RNA, 2550 nt
Organism: Acipenser ruthenus (sterlet)
Lineage: Eukaryota; Metazoa; Chordata; Actinopteri; Acipenseriformes; Acipenseridae
Product: phospholipid transfer protein-like
Exons: 16
Coding region: 213-1676 (487 amino acids)
Biological process (GO): phospholipid transport; high-density lipoprotein particle remodeling; ceramide transport
Molecular function (GO): phosphatidylethanolamine binding; ceramide transfer activity; diacylglycerol binding
Source: RefSeq, a predicted model, not a curated record